This is a messenger RNA of Polistes dominula (European paper wasp), 2323 nucleotides long. RefSeq names its product real-time (gene retm). Gene Ontology annotation, cellular component: cytoplasm. Lineage: Eukaryota; Metazoa; Arthropoda; Insecta; Hymenoptera; Vespidae. The record is from RefSeq and is a predicted model, not a curated record.
CUUAAGCGCUCUCUAGUAGUCGAACAUACGUACUAAGUUUCUGCUUCUGCAUUCAAUUCGUCUACUCUUGAGUGGAUAGAGUUUAUGAUAACGUGAAGUGAUUAAAUUUGACGAAUUUAAGUCGUGUUGACGCGUAACAGUAGUAUAAUUGUGCAUAUAAAACAUUUUAUAUUUGUGAAUUAUUAACAAUUGACAAAUAAGAAGAAUACGUCAAUAUGGUUCAACAAUAUCAAUCACCUGUUCGAGUUUAUAAGCACCCAUUUGCCCUUGUCAUGAUGGCCUAUGAACGCAGAUUUCCAACGUGUCCGCAGAUACCAGUAUUUGUAGGAUGUGAUGUUACAUUAGAUGAAGAAAGUGAAGAUGGUGCAAUUAGAACAACUGAAAGAAGAUGUAAAUUAAAUGUUGAAGCACCAUAUAUUUUGAAAAAAAUCAUUGGUGUAGACUUUGUAUAUUUUAUUCAAAGAAAUGUAUUGAAUAGACGCAAGAGUGUAUUAGAAAUUGAGGCGUACAAUGAAAGUUUCUCUUCUAGAGUAAUCGUUAUUGAGAAAUGUAGAUACUUUAUUCAUCCGGAAAAUCCGGAAUGGACUUGUUUCGAACAAACGGCAAGUUUGGAUAUUAAAAACUUUUUUGGAUUUGAGAAUUCAAUGGAAAAGUUAGCGAUGAAACAAUAUGCUCAAAAUAUUUCAAAGGGAAAAGAAAUAAUAGAAUAUUUCAUCAAUCAAUUGAAAGAAGAAGGUGUAACGUAUGUAGCACCAUGGAGAGAUCCAGAAGAAGAAACUUCCAAGGAAAAAGAGAAGUAUGUGGGUGAUGGUAGUGAAUUACAUAGUGACAAAGAAGUAUGUAAUGUCGAGAACAAGUUGUCUAGUAAUAGAGAGAUACAACUCUCAUCAGACUACAUAGAAAGAUAUUUAGGAAAACUAGACAUGAUGCAAGAAAGCAAAUUGAUACAAUUGCGACAUAGUAUAGAAGAAUUAAGGGGUAGUUCAGUACCAGCCGAUGCAACUCUACUAAGAUUCUUAAGGGCUACUGAAUUUUCAGUAGAAAAAGCUAAGGAUAUGUUGACUCAAUCCUUACAUUGGAGGAAAAAACAUCAAAUCGACAAACUUCUCGAAGAAUAUGAAACUCCUCAAGUCAUCAGAGAUUAUUUUCCAGGUGGUUGGCAUCAUUUUGAUAAAGAUGGACGACCAUUAUACAUUUUAAGAUUAGGUCAAGUGGACGUGAAAGGUCUCCUUAAGUCAACUGGAGAAGAUGAAUUAUUAUUAUUGGCAUUGCAUAUCUGCGAAGAAGGACUUCUUUUAAUGGAUGAAGCAACUACCGUUUGGGGUCAUCCAGUUUCGCAAUGGUCUUUGUUAAUUGAUCUAGAAGGUUUAAAUAUGCGUCAUCUUUGGAGACCUGGUAUAAAGGCACUUUUGAAAAUUAUUGAAAUAGUAGAAGCUAAUUAUCCUGAAACAAUGGGACGUGUACUCAUUAUACGAGCACCCAGAUGUUUUCCUAUAUUAUGGACCCUCAUUAGCACAUUCAUUCAUGAAAAUACAAGAAAGAAAUUCAUAUUUUACUGUGGUACGGAUUAUCAAGAACAAGGGGAAGGUGGUCUCAGCGAUUAUAUAGAUCCAGAAUUUAUUCCUGACUUUUUAGGUGGUUCAUCUGAGACCUAUAUAAUGGAAGGGGGAGUAGUGCCAAAACAUUUAUAUAAAGUUGACCUGGAGAAUACAGCUUGCGAACAUGAACAUAGCUUGUACCAUUCAAUCAGUUUGAGUCGUGGACAAAGUCAUCAAGUUACAAUCCAAUGCGAUGAUCCAGGUGCUGUUCUUACAUGGGACUUUGAUGUUAUGCGAUACAAUGUAAUAUUUACUGUAUUGCAUAAACCAAAAGAUUAUAAUAUUGAUCCUUCUACAGAAACUUCAGAAUUGACAUCAUCUAGCGAUCAUGAAAUAACUAUUUCAAAAGAAUCAAAAGAAGGUUUCUUUAAAGUAGAACCAAGUGUUGUAUGCCACGAUGGAGAAAGCAUUCAAGGUACACAUAUAAUGCAGGUUGCAGGAACUUACAUUUUACAAUGGCAGAAUCAAGAAGAACAAGGAGAAUUUCUACCUUCGAUAAGCUCUCAUAAGGCACAACUUAUGUACUUUUAUGAAACUUUACCAUCAGUACAUUACAGGGGAUCCAUGUUGAGUUUGCAAUCUGCAGUGAGUGGACGAUCUGUAGCAAGUUCAUCUUUAUCUAGAUGAGAAGCAAUCACUGCCAGAAGAAGCAAUAAUUGAUACAAAAUGAGAACCAGCUGAUACUGGUAACAUAAAUACUAUAUUUUUAUUGACGUCUAGGAGGA